Molecule: messenger RNA, 4485 nt
Organism: Zerene cesonia (dogface butterfly)
Lineage: Eukaryota; Metazoa; Arthropoda; Insecta; Lepidoptera; Pieridae
Gene: asl
Product: intracellular protein transport protein USO1-like
Exons: 19
Coding region: 204-3398 (1064 amino acids)
Source: RefSeq, a predicted model, not a curated record
CAGUAUACUUCAUUUGUCAUGUCGCGUGGUGCGCGUCGUUUCUUAUUUGUGAUUGAAAACAAAAAGUUUUAAAACUUCAAAACAAAAUAUUUGAAAGACAGUUUGUUAAAAUACGAAAUUAAUGAAAACAAUAAAAAUUAUUUAAACUGUAAAUGUUAACAAUCUUUACAGUGAGUCGAUAAGUAACAUAAAAAAGCAUAAUAAUGGAAGGACCAGGUAUGAGUUUAUUCCAAGGUGCUGCAAGCAUUCACAUAAAUAACAGUGCUCAAGAUAGAUUGGAAGAACAAGAAGAAAUUGAAGAUCAAAAAAGACGUAAUGAAGAGCUAAAACACGAACUGGCGAAUGCUUUUGACGAUCUCCUCGACUACGACGAAGCUAGUUCAGUGAAUAGUAGCGGGAAUUGUACAAUGGAUCACCCUCAAGCCAAUGGCAAACAACAUGCAAAGACUGGAAUGUUACCAACCUAUACUGAAUCCAUAAAUCAUCUUAAAGAAGUCCUGCCUGUAUCCGACUCUCCUAAAGUCUACUGUGAGACUCCUAAGAGUCAUCUCAUCCAGCAUUUGAGACAUCAAGAAGACCCUAUCAAACUUCAAUACAGUCCAUAUGGAGCUGGCGAUGCACAAAACCAUUAUUUUCCACAAGAAAGUAGAGAACAGCAUCACCAUCUUAAUGGUAUGAACAAUUAUAUGGCAGGACAGGGAUUUAAUAUUGACUUUGAGCAACUGAAGGUCAUGUAUGAAGGCAGAGUGAAAGAAAUGAAAAAUUUGGAUAAUGAGAUUGACAGUCUUCGAGCAAGACUAGAAGCUGCAAUUCAUGAUAAGGAUAAGGCUGAGUUCUCACUGCAAGAGUCCCAUGCUUUACUAGCAUCAUGUAAACAUAAAACAAUUGAGAUGGAGCAACAAGUGAGUUCAUUGACACAAAAGUUGAUAGAAAGUGACCAAGAGAAAGAACAACUACGUCUUGAGUUGCGGUCCGCUAACAUAAGCCUCCAAGAGGUACAACAACGACUGCAUACAAUGCAGGUGGCGCAUUCACACGACACUGACGCGUUGUUUAGAGAACAGCAAGAUCGGCACAGAGAAGAGAUGGACAGACUUCAAAACGAAUUAAUUAAAACUAAAAAUAGUUUGGACGACAAGGAAAGAGAAAUAAAGCGUCUCGAGAAGAGAUGCAUGGAACGGGAUAGAGAGAAAGAAAACUUACUAAUAGAGAAGGGAGCUACUAUAAACCGUCUGGCGAAGGAAUUGGAAGCCGCUCAGAGCAGACUUGUGAAUGGGGAAGCGGUAAGACUUAAAGAGAGAAUUAAUCAGUUGACCAGUGAGAGGAAUGCUUCAAGGGAACAGGUUAAGGAACUUGGGUCAAAACUGGAAGUGACCGCGCAUGAAUUGGUUCUAUGUCGUAGUAAAAUGACUACCGUACAAAAGGAGAACGAGAGUUGGAAAUCAACAUUGAAUCAAAUUCUACAUGAUGUUCUGCCGGAAAAUAAUUACAAUACUGGCGAACCUCCAUCUCCUGGAAAACUGGCAACUUUGAAAGAUGCAUUAAGUCGGUACAGACAACAAAUACAAAAAGUUGGACAGUUGCAAGAGGAGGUCAACAAAAGAGAGAAAAGAUUAGAGCAGCAUCGUAAACAAGAGUCCGAGUUGCGUUCAAAGCUCGAAGAACAAAAAGGUAUAGAGAUGCAGCUCAAUUCGCGCUUGGCCGUGCUGCAGAACAAAAUAGAGUUACUCGGCACCCACUCCGAUACUGAGCUGGCGGAGACAUACAGAAAACAGAACGAACAGUUAAGAAGGGAGGCUGAUGAUGUCAGGAUUGAAAUGAAAAAUUUGGAAUUAAAAUAUACCGAGCUAGAGAUGGAUUAUGAAAAAUUUAAAAACGAGAAAGGCAGCCGAGCAUCAUUGGUACAAGAGGCGAAUGCCGAUUUGUUGAGAGAAUUAGAAAAAUAUAGUGCUCAACUGAAAGACACGCUAAAGGAGAACGGGGAACUAAAGACUUUGUACUUACAGGUAUGCAGUGGCCGUGAUGCCGUAACGCGGGAAUUAAAGGAAAUGCGUUCGAAUAUACAAAGAGAAAGAGAUGAUUUUAAAUCACAAGAGAAAGAUUAUAUAGAAAGAAUAGAAAAGGAGAAAAGACAAGUGGAAAAAUUAAAUAGUGAUUUGGGUAAUGCGCGAGAGGAGAUAGAUAGAGCCAAUAAGAGAAUAUCGGAGUUGCAAAAAGAAUUCACAGACAAGCAAAAAGAGUUUACGGAUAAGUUGAAUAAAUAUUUAGAAGACGAAAAAUGUGCGAUGCGUAAGGAAAUGGAGCGGUGCAUUCAGUGUGAAACGCAGUUAAAACACAUUAAAUACUUGGAGGAGCAACUCAACAAAUGCAAUGUCAAAUUGGCGGCACAAGAGAGCAAUGAAGCGCUCAUGAAAGAGUUGAAAGGAAAAGCAGAAUUCUUCCAAAAUUAUAUCAUGGAAAGGUUUAAAAAGAUUCAAGAUCAAAGGACAGUCGCGACUAAUACGGAGAGUGGGGAUUAUCCUAAAAGUGACUCUAGUAUUGAACAUAUGGUGCAAGAAUGUGAUGAUGCAAUUGCCGCUAAGACAACUCUUAUGAUGAAAGAAAAGGCGAUACGAGAUCAAAUAGCCGAAAAGUUUACAUUGGAAAUAAAAACCAUAGAAAUGAACUGCGCGCGGCGACUUAAUGAAAUGGAAAAGGAACAACUCACAGCGGUCACCAAGUUGAAGGAUUUACUCGAAAGAAAAGCUAAAGAGGUAGAUACAUUAAAAGAGUUCAUAUUAUCUGAACGUGCGAAAGUCACGCAAAUAUUAGAAGCGAAAGAAAACGAAAUAUCAAUGUUGAUAAAGGAACACAACGAAUUGCAAGCAGAUUUGCAAAAGGUUAAAGAUGACGCUGUCGAUUGGAAACACAAAGCUGAGAGAUAUAAGGAAAGAUUAUCGAGAUUCGGCUCGAUGGAAGAUGUUUUGAACAGAGAAAGAGAGGAUUUAAAACAGAGAUCUAGUUCUUGUGCCAAGGAAUGUCAAGGUUUGAAGGCGAAGUUGUUGGAACUGCAGACGCAGUUCACACAGCUAGAGCAUAAGCACAACAAACUACAAAGCGAUCAUCAAGUGAUACAGGAUAAAUAUAGGAAUGCUAAGAAAACAGUUUAUACUUAUAAGGACUACAUGGCGAAAAAGGAUACGCAUAUAAACAAUGAGAUGAACAGAAUACAAGACGAAUACCGAAAGAUAUUCGUGAAGCUGCAGAACCAAAUUAACCACCACGUGAAUUGUCGCGUGCAAGAGGAGAAACGAGGGAGCAAACCUCAGCCACAGUACGAUUGUACGGAGAAAAUCAACAAGCUCAAUGAGGAUUUCGCUCGUCUCGCUCAGUCCAACUACAAAGAUUUAAACCAGUGACAUUCAAUUUAUAUUGACAUUGCGAACGUUCGUUCGUAAUGCACUUCUUUUUCACAAUAUUCAAUAUUGUCAAAUAUCUUACUCGUGUACAUUUCUAAACUUGCUACUUUUAACUUGGACCAAUUGUUUGAUGUCGCAGUGUAAAAAAUUUAGAUAUCAUUUAAAAAACAUGUCAUAUAAUCAUAAAUAGGUUCAUAUUCAAAACAAGAAGGACGUUAAUUUGUUAAAUAACCUCUUAAUGUACUUAUGUGCAAAGUUGACAGAUAUGCAUGCGUAUUUAAGAAUUCCAUUUGAAACUUUUAUAGUAUGGGAAGAAUAUGUACAAAGGUAGUUUAUGUUUUACUUAUUAGUAUAUAUGAUCUCUGUUGAUUAAAAAAUCUAUAUAGUAAUUAAUUUGUUUGUGAUAACUGUAAUAAAUAUCACACAUUCAUUUUAUUUAUAUUCAUGAAUGUUCUCUUCCUUUAUGUAAGGCAUGAAAAGGUACUCUUGAUUUUAUUCCGGGUUUCAUUUUGAAAAAUAUAGUUUGCUAAAAAUGUUAAUUGUCUGUUGAAGUUUGGACUAUGGUGCAUAUGUUUUUUUACUAAUUGAAUUAUUAGAUGUCAUGUGGACGUCUUCAUUUAACCUUAUAUAAUUUCACGAAAAAUUUGCAAAAGCGCCUACAAAUGUGAACUAAUGACUGUUAUAAUAAGUAUCUUUUAUAUUAUUUAUAAUAAAUAUUACGUAGUUUUUAGUGGCAAAAUUUGUUAGUUUACACUUAUCGAACAAGUUAUAGUUAUAAUGUCUAUGUAAUGUUCCUGUGAUAAAAGAGUACACAGAAAUGUAUUUUUGUAGUAUUUAUUGAAAUGUUUCAACAUUCCCAGUUUAUUCCAAUUAUCAUUUCAGUUCCACAUGCUCAGUACAAAUAUUUAUUUAAUGUGUCGAAUUUAUUUGUUAUUGCUCAUUUGUUGUAUUGUAAUUAUUAUGUUAUACUUUAUAUUAUUUAAAUAAUUGUAUGCAAGUAUUUGUAUUCAGUAUUGCCUAUGCGUUACUUAAGUAAAAACGUCAAUUGGCAAUAAUUAAGGUUGUAAAUAAAACAUUUAUUUUAUGA